AUGGCCUCCGCAGCUGCAGACAAACUGGCCACGAUGUCCCUCAAGUCAGCGCAGACCGUGUCUCACGGACCAUGCAACAACACUGCUGAGUGGAAGACUCAGCUCGAGAGUGUGUCCGGGCUUCCGGAGUCUUAUACUCUGACAAAGACUCUCGUCUUCAAGCCCAAGACCCCGAAGUCCCAGACCGCCGUUCUUGUCGUCGUGAUCGCUCUCGAGGAUUCGGAUACCAACUCUGCAUUGGUUGCAAAGGCCCUUGAAGUCAAGGAGCCUCGCUUUGCGCAGGCCGCUGCCGUACAGGAAGCAUUGGGCUCCCUGCCCGCAGACGUAUCCCCUUACACAAUCACCCAGGAGAAUGCCGCGUCUGUUCAGGUCGCGUUUGACCAGCGCAUCCUUGAUUCUUCCGCGAAGAUUGGUGUCCACACCACCAAAUCUGACGAGACUGCGUUUGUCUCGGGUACAGAGAUCCGAUCAUACCUUGAGAGCACUGGUGUCAAGCUCACCGUUGUGGAUUUCUCACUGGCGAGUGUGCAAGCUGUCGCAAAGACUAUUCCUAACAAGCCCGCCGUAAAGCAGGCUAAGGAGAAGACGAUCGACGGUGCCGAACUUGUCGGUAUCACAAUCCGAAAGGAAGACGAUUUCUCUGCUUGGUAUCAGCAAGUCCUCACCAAGGGAGACAUGUUGGAUUACUACGAUAUCUCUGGAUGCUACAUUCUCAAGCCGUGGUCAUACUCCAUUUGGGAGAAGGUGCAGAAGUACUUCGACGAGCGAAUCAAGGGAAUGGGAGUGCAAAAUUGCUACUUCCCCAUGUUCGUAUCGGCAAAGGUUCUCGAGCGAGAGAAGGACCACAUCGAGGGCUUCGCCCCCGAAGUCGCCUGGGUGACCAAAGCAGGUUCAAAGGAGCUCGAUGAGCAUAUUGCCAUUCGUCCCACCUCCGAAACCGUCAUGUAUCCCUACUACUCCAAGUGGAUCCGUUCGCACCGUGAUCUCCCCCUCCGUCUCAACCAAUGGAAUUCGGUCGUCCGAUGGGAAUUCAAGCACCCCCAGCCUUUCCUCCGCACUCGCGAGUUCCUCUGGCAGGAGGGCCACACGGCGCACUUGCGUUUCGAGGAGGCCGACAAGGAAGUAAUGCAAAUCCUGGAGUGGUACGUGGGUAUCUACAAGGACAUCCUCGCUGUUCCUGUCAUCAAGGGAAAGAAGACCGAGAACGAGAAGUUCGCGGGAGGUUACUACACUACCACUUGCGAAGGAUACAUUCCCUCUACCGGUCGUGGUAUCCAGGGCGCCACCUCUCACUGUCUGGGUCAGAACUUCUCCAAGAUGUUCAACAUCACCGUCGAGGAUCCCGAGUGGAAAGAAGGCCAGCCAGAUGAGGCGAAGAAGGUUUAUGUGUGGCAGAACUCUUGGGGCCUGUCCACCCGUGUGAUCGGUGUAAUGGUCAUGGUUCACGGAGACAACAAGGGCUUGGUCCUUCCUCCCAACGCCGCUCAGAUUCAGGUUGCGAUUGUUCCCUGCGGCAUCACCGCCAAGACCACCAAGGAGCAGAGAAGCAGCCUGGAGAACUCAGUCUUGGAUCUUGAGAAAACUCUUAAGGAUGCUGGAAUUCGUGUCCAUGCCGACCUUAGGGAUACCUACUCUCCUGGUUACAAGUUCAACGACUGGGAGCUGAAGGGAGUUCCAUUGCGACUUGAGUUCGGCCCCAAGGACAUCGAGAAGAAGCAGGUCGUCACUGUUCGCCGUGACACCGGUAUCAAGCAGAGCAUCUCGCUCGAUAACGUUGCGGAGCAGAUCUCGGCCAUCCUUGACACCAUGCACAACGACAUGUACAACAAAGCCAAGAAGUCCUACGACGACCACGUUAAGCUCGUCACCAAGUGGGAGGAGGUUGUUCCGGCUCUGGACGCAAAGAAUGUCAUUCUCAUGGCUCACUGUGAUGACAACGAGUGUGAGGACAACGUCAAGGAUGACAGUAAGGGACGUGUCGAUGCCGAUGCUCCUGAGGACUCGCGGGCCCCGUCCAUGGGUGCCAAGAGUUUGUGCAUUCCGUUCGAGCAGCCCGAUGGCGAGCAUAAGCUCGUGCCUGGUGUCACGAAGUGUGUGAAGUGCGGCGAGGAUGCUAAGCACUACACCCUCUUCGGUCGGUCCUACUAG
Messenger RNA from Tricharina praecox, 2148 nucleotides. RefSeq lists its product as uncharacterized. The record is from RefSeq and is a predicted model, not a curated record. Gene Ontology annotation, molecular function: proline-tRNA ligase activity; aminoacyl-tRNA deacylase activity; ATP binding. Gene Ontology annotation, biological process: prolyl-tRNA aminoacylation. Gene Ontology annotation, cellular component: aminoacyl-tRNA synthetase multienzyme complex; cytoplasm. The transcript has 8 exons. NCBI's taxonomy places the organism in Eukaryota, Fungi, Ascomycota, Pezizomycetes, Pezizales, Pyronemataceae. Bases 1 to 2148 code for a protein of 715 amino acids.